AUGAUGAACAAGCCCGAGCUUAAAAACAUCCAAACCAACAUGGUGGAUCACCGGAAAAAGGAGACGAUAGGCAUCAUCUACAGAGCCUUGGAAGACGAGAAGAACUACAUCUACCCGCAAUGCCUGUGCCGAACCAUCAAGGAACAAUGCGAUAAGACCGGUGGCACGUGGAAUUGCCAUGUUGGUCCGAGUUUUGGAAGUUCUUUUCCCUACAACUCGAACACCUACUUCUACGCCGAAUGCGACGACCUCAGCAUCCUUUUAUACAAAUUCCAGUGA
Messenger RNA from Mesocestoides corti, 279 nucleotides. The record is from the annotation of a GenBank genome assembly. NCBI's taxonomy places the organism in Eukaryota, Metazoa, Platyhelminthes, Cestoda, Cyclophyllidea, Mesocestoididae.